Molecule: messenger RNA, 2740 nt
Organism: Humulus lupulus (European hop)
Lineage: Eukaryota; Viridiplantae; Streptophyta; Magnoliopsida; Rosales; Cannabaceae
Product: WAT1-related protein At2g39510-like
Exons: 7
Coding region: 16-1161 (381 amino acids)
Cellular component (GO): plasma membrane
Molecular function (GO): transmembrane transporter activity
Source: RefSeq, a predicted model, not a curated record
UUCAAGAGAAGAAAAAUGUCUUCUACUAAGUCCUCAGCUCAAAUGCUCAAACAAGCAAAACCAUUUGUGGCUCUGAUUCUGCAGCAAUUUGGCUAUGCAGGAAUGUCCAUAAUCUCUAAGGCUGCUCUAAACCAAGGGAUGAGCCAACACGUGCUGGUAGUUUACCGACAUAUUGUGGCAGCUGUGAUAACUGCACCUUUUGCAAUCAUGUUAGAGAGGAAAACAAGGCCCAAGAUGACCUGCUCUAUCUUUUUCAAGAUUAUGUUGCUGGCCUUCUUGGAGCCUGUAUUGGACCAGAACUUGUACUACACUGGGAUGAAGUACACAACAGCAACUUUUGCAACUGCCAUGUGCAACGUUCUUCCUGCAUUUGCAUUUAUAAUGGCUUGGAUUUGUAGGCUUGAGAAGGUUAAUAUUAAAAAACUACAUAGCCAAGCAAAGAUACUGGGAACCAUAGUGGCCGUUGGGGGAGCAAUGUUCAUGACCAUGUAUAAUGGACCAGUGUUGAAUUUGCCAUGGGCAAAGCAUGUUAACCAUCUUCAUGAUUCUGUAAAUGCUGCAAAUAAUCAAAACUCUCUCAAAGGUGCUCUAAUGAUUAUAGCAGGAUGUGUAUGUUGGUCAAGUUUCAUCAUACUACAAGCGAUCACACUGAAGUCAUAUCCUGCUGAGCUCUCCCUAACAUCUCUAAUGUGCUUGAUGGGAGCAGGCCAAGGCACAUUUGUGGCCUUGGGAAUGGAAUGGGGCAACCCUGCAGCCUGGUCCUUACGCUCACAAUCGAUGAUAUUAGCGUCUCUAUACAGUGGGGUAUUUCGUUCUGGUUUUGCUUACUAUAUUCAAGGAAUAGUGAUGAUACAAAAGGGACCUGUUUUUGUGACUGCUUUUAAUCCGGUUGGCCUUGUAAUUGUUGCAAUAUUGAGCUCCUUCAUUUUGUCAGAGCUAAUGUACUUGGGAAGGGUUAUUGGAGCUGUUAUCAUUGUAGUAGGCCUAUACAUGGUUCUGUGGGGUAAGAGCAAGGACAAGCCUCCAUCGGAACUUAUUGAAAAAGAUUUACCAACAACAGAUGAACAAAUGACCGUGAAAAACGAAACUACGAAGACUCAAAAUCAAGAACUUCCGGCCAUUGAUGACACCAUAAAAAGAUCAGGAGAAGAAUUUGUUUGAAGGAACAAAACAUAGCAUUAUUUAGCUGAUUUGAAGUUUUAGUUUCCAGCUUGUAGUUAUCUAUACCAGUACUUAUUCUUUCCUUUAAAUGGUCAUCGCAUAUUAUAACAAGACUCAAAUUUAGUGGUUUAGAAAAGCAAGUUCAGUUCAAGCAAAGCCAAUUUAGAAAAAAAAAACAAAAAACAAAAUACAAAACAAAAGAUUCUUCAAUGGUAAUAAAAGGUGUACUGUACAUACGUUAUUUUACAUUGUUACGAUGUAGAAUUAAGAGUGAAGAAAUAUAUUUUUCCAAUUUAAUUGUUAUUUUUUAAAGGGUAAAUAUCAUUUUGGACAUUGAGUUUUGCAAAAGUUACCGAUCGGAACCUCUAAUUUGUUAACUAGUACCAUGAUCCUAAUCUUGGUCAAACUUUUUUUUAAAUAUAACCAAAGUACCCUACAUUUUAAAAUUAUUUGAUUUAGUAAAUUAUAAUAAAAUAUUAUUAUAUUAAAAAUCAAUAAAAAUUGAUAUAAAACUAAAAAACAAAAAAAAUUAUAUUUUGAAUAAUUAAACAUAAAUAACUUAAUUUAAUAAAAAAACUAAAAUAUUAUUUUAAUUAAAUUAAAUUAAAACAAAAUAUAAAUAAAAAUAAACCUUUAAUCUAAUCUCAUUAAAACAUAAAAAAAAAAAACUAAUAAACUAAAAAACCCUAAAAUGUUAUUUGUCAAAAAGAAAACCCCUAAGUUGUUCUUCACCUUCAUCUGCUUCCUCUCCCUAUGCCAUCUUCAAUCUUCUUAUUGUAGGUCUUCACUGUCCGAAUGGUUGUCACCAAGACGAGGUUUGAAUGAAGAGUUCCAUCGUUGAAAACGAGAUCUGAGUUUGUGAAAGGUCGGAGAUGAGGAGUUCCGUCCCUCCUAACUAUCUAGAUUUGGGUUUGUGAAUUGUUGGCGUCGAGGAGCUUCGUCCCUCCCACAGUCAAGAUUUGGGUUUGUGAAUGGCCUAUGUCAACGAGCUUCGUUCCGCCACAGUUGAGAUCUUGUGUGCCUGUGCGACGGGUGAGGCCGGAUUUGAAGUCCAAGAACUGGCAAGGUCUGAAAACUGACCAAGGUCGUUGAUCGGAGGACAUCUCCAGAUGGGUGAUGAUCGACUGGGCGAAUUCAGUGACUUGCCAAACAGGAAUACUAAGUUAUAUGUUUGAGGACAAAUAAGAAGAAAAAAAAAAGUUGAGUUGUGAUAUUGAUUUUCAGAUGUAAUGUUGAUGUUGAUUUUGAUUUAUUUUUUCUUAAUUUAGGUUUUAAGAUAGUGUUUAGGUUUAGGUUUAGGUUUAAUUUUUAUUUCUUUUAAUCAUUUUAAAGUAUUUUGUAAUUAAAAUAAUAUUUUUAUUAUUUUAUAUCAAUUUUUUAUUGAUUUUUAAUAUAUUAAUAUUUUAUUUUAAUUUACUAAAUCAAAUAAUUUAGAAAAGUAGGGGUACUUUGGUCAUAUUUAAAAAAAGUUUGACCAAAAUCAGGUUCAGGGUACUAGUUUGUUCCGUUUUGUAAAACGCAGGGUCAAAAUUGUCAUUUAACAAAAUAGAGAGUUUGAUCGGUAACUUUUGCAAAACAC